GACCGGAAGUCGUCUGGCGGCGGCCGUUGCCGUGGGAACGCGGCGCUGUUUACCACCGAGAACGGGCCUCCUGCGCGCAGGGCUGCUGGAUGGAGCCGCGGCCAGGCUGCAGAACCAGCAACUGCCUGGAGACCCUCCUGGACUGACGGCCUUCCUGGAGCCGCCAGUCGCCCGGAACCCAUGGAGCAUCUUCGGCAGGCCUCCUGAAAAGCAAUGGCAGCUGCCUCACCCCUGACCAUCUCACCCUCUGAACGGAAGGUCCCCUUCGGCAUUGCAAAGUCCCCCCGCUGGCCGCCACUCCCCAGCGUUGCUAUGCAUGUCACCCGGCCAAAGUCCGCCAAGGGGCGCACCCGGUCCAGCCUGAGCUAUUCCCAGAGCCUGGGGGCCUACUCCUACCAAGUGCCAUCAUCCCCGCAGCCAGUCGCCACCCCCGGGGAGGAAGCGGUCAGCAGCCGGAGGGCAGCCUCCUCCCAGCUCAUCCAGGCGCUCCCGGCCGAAGUGCCGGACCUCCUCCAGCAAGUGCCCACCAGGACCUCGUCUUCCCUCAACAAGUACCGGGUGCUGCCGUCCAUCAGCAGGAGGGAACGGAGGAUGGGCACCGCCGAAGUGAUGUUCGAGCAGGCGGGUCAGCUCCCAGCCGGCGCCUCCGAGGAGGAAGAGGUGCCGAAGGCCCCCCCCCCUCUCCUGCUGGAACACAAGGGGGGAGGCGGGGAGUACCCCCAGCCCCCCUUCACUCCCCUGGAGAGGCCUCCGCCGGCUAAAGAGAGGGAAGGACGCUCUGCCCCCACGCUGGCCCUCAACCUGGAGGAGCCCCGCGAGGAGCCCCGGCUGCUGCUGGCCAUCCGCUCGCCUUCGGGGGAGAGGUUCGAACGCUACUUCCGGCCCACAGACAACCUGGGGACGGUGGUCGCCGUGGCCGAGCAGAAGAACACGGCCACCUACCGGCGCUGCAGGAUCGGGACGGUGGAAGUGCCCCGCAGGACCUUCUCGGACCUCAGCCGGUCUCUGCAGGACUGCGCCAUCCACCACAAAUCCGUGCUGUGCAUCCUGCUGGACGAGCAGCAGGGGGAGCUCUGAGCAGCCCCCCCCCCCCGAAGGAAACCCAGCCCCUUCCCAGCCUCCCUCCGCUGCUCCUUUGGGCCCAGCCGCUCUGCCCCUCCUGGGACCCUCACUCGCCCAGGUCUCCCUGCUCAGCCAAGAGGAGGGCCGGGCCUUUGCUUUCAGGCGCCCUCUGUCCCUGGGAGGGCCCAUCUCUCCCCCCCCCCCAUCUGCAUUCCACCAGGUAGGCAGGGGGCCGUUAUGGCUUCUUCCCCGUCCCUCAGGCCAACCUUCCCUUCCUUCUCCCUUGCUGGGCCUUCCCUCCCGAUUCAACGUGAUUUGGAUCUAGAAGGGUGCCAAGGAAACCGUUCCCAACCAGUGCAGGGCCAGCAGGAGCUCCCACGACUGUGCUCCAAACCCCCCUUGUGCAGCUUUGGUUGAAGGAAGGUGCAGGAGAUCCUUUUUUGGGGUGGGGGGGAAGAGUGAAAGCUUUUGCACAAGAUGGGAAGACGGGCCCUUGGCUGAGGGAAGCGCCCCCCCCCCUGAUGUUCCCCUCUCAAGGCUCCUGCUGCGUUCUGGUGAGGGGGUGGCCCUAGAUAAAGACUCCUUGCUCAGCCUUCUCCAGGUCUCUCUCUGCAUUUUUAAUCAAAUUUCUUUUACAAGAUUAUGGCACAAAUUAAGUCUGGAAGGACCCUCCCCGAACGGGCUCCUUCUCCAGUGUAAAUUUGAAAUUCAGUGUUGUUUCUGGCAAGAGGUUCGGAGCCCUCGGCCGCUCGGGUGCCCAGGCAGCCAAAGACAGUCGUGGGAGUGGGCCUGCGCUUCGCAUUGCCGCCUUGCGUUCUGCCUGGGGAGGGGGGAGGGCUUUUCCCAAAGGGCUGCUGUGCUGCUGCUGCGUUUUGAACCAAGAAAUCAACUUGCUUUGAUUAAGAGUGGCCUGUUGGUGUUAUCAAAAAUGCCAUUUUUUUUUCUCCUUAACUGUAUUUGAAGGUUUUAAAGAAAAAAGCUUCUCUGUCAGCAGGUAGAGUUUGAACUCUCGGUAUUCUGCACCACGAGACUAAAUGCUAAAAGAGUGGAGAGCUUGCCAAAAACAGUCCGUCUUCCGAGUGUUGAUUUCUUAGCCCCGACAGGCCAAAGGUCGCUGGCAGGCAGGCAGGGGAUUUCCCAGGGCCUGGGAGCCUUGAGCUGCGCUGCUGUCCAGCCGCCGUCCAGCUGGCCCUGGGGCUCAAUUCAGCUGUGGCGAGGGCCUCCUUUCUCUCCCUAGGGGACACGGAGAGGGUGGGACACCCAACAUGGAAGGUCAGUACUGGGGAGGGGCCAGGCUGCCUUGGCCUGCCUGCUUCAGCUUUUGGGGGAAGGAGACUGGCGAGGCAACCUGGCGUCGUGCAUUGCCCAGUCCAAGUGGGCAGCUGGGAAAUGUAGUCACCUGGAGGCCACCUAGUUGGGGGAAGGUGGUAGAAACAACCAUAGGACCGGGGGGGGGGGGGGCAGAGAACAUCCCCACAACAUGACUGGGUGCUGGUUUUUAUGCCUUCUGCCCCCUGGCACAGACCGGUUGGAGCAAUGGGAAAACUACCCCCAUGGAUCUCCUCGGGAAAAGGGGUGUUAUGUGUGGACCGAUUAAGGGAAGGGGAAAUAAUGGCCCUUUUUUUGCACUCGGUUAGGGAACCCCAGGGAAGGUAUUCUGAGGAAGAAUAUAUACACGCUUUAAAAACACUGGCAGGUGAAUUUAACCCUAAAUAUUUGGGCUUCAGCUUUGAUGCCCAUUUCAGUCCCCCUUCCAGUCGGUGGAGCAAGCAUGGGAAGAUUUUGGGGGGGGGGAGAUAAAGAAAACGAAUUGAAGGGCUUCCGAUGGUGACGUCAUUGGGCUAAGAGCGGGGUAAGGGAGUUGGGGGUAACCCCUAACUCUAACCUUUGUUUGGGCUCUUUUCUGGAGCACUGUUGAUCCCGAAGAGAUCAGCAGAUCAAAGGGGAUACUCUGUAGGCGCUGGGGUGAUAAGGCAAAUCCCCCUGCGGAUAGGAGAAACCCCCUAAACGGACGAAAUAUCCUACCUUUUGGUUAGGACCUUAGCAAUGGCGGCCGCAUAGAAGGAAGAACAGAGAUAGAAGCAGUUGAAAUCGGAUGCUUGUUAUUAUUGCCUCAGCCGUCUCCCUUCUAUUUCAAUUAAAAUGACAACAAACUGAGUCUCUCAGGAGGGCCAAGCUCCCACCUGAAAAGGCCAGGCGAGACCCUCCUCGAUUUAGAAAUCCCCCCCCCAGGCGUGGCAGGAGGAGGGGAAGGGCACCUUCAGCCCCCAGAAGAUCCCUUGCUACCCACUGCAUGGAAGGCAGCCGAGGCCGGGUGUCGGAUCUGGUGCGGUCUUUAUUCUAACGGAGAGGUUACAUGGGAACGCAGCAGCCCCCGCUGCCCCUGUGUGCCCGGCUGGCAUGGUCACUUGGUGUGGCCAGUGCGGGCGGGCGGCUCCCUCCCACCUACAGCCCACACGUCUCCUGCGGAAUAAAAAUAAAGUAUGCCCCAGCGCACUAAAUCUCUGGACAGCCAGGGUUUUUUAAACCUCCUUUGACACCCCCCCACCCCCCACCCCACAGACCCCUAAAGCCCUGGACAGAAACCGAAGGAGAAGAGGAGGCUGUGCACAAACAUCCUGAAAAUUUAGGUCCAUUUCUAAGACGGGCAGGGCAGGUACAUCGUAUUCUGCACGACAAGAAUCCCCACCUCCCUCCCAGCCUCCCUUUAAGACGCAGGGAUGAAACCUCAGUCGGCUUAGAAAAGGGUCCCCCUAUCAAGCAGCAGCUCUUCUGCCCCCCCCCCCAACAGCCCCCCCCAAGCAUGAAUAAAAACACUUUCCAUUCCACCGUGCCAGAGAGAGAGAGAGAGAAAGCAACCGGAUCCAAACCUCCCUGCAGGCAAAAGCUGCAUCCGCUGAGCCUCCUCGGCCACAGACACCCCUUCCUGCCAUUUGGAGUCACUACAAUUGUAGGCAUGAUCUCUUCCCCACCCCCCACCCACCCCAAAAAAACCACACCCCAAUUUGGGGCCAAAUCAAAUUGGUAGCAAUCAACCACACACACACACACUGCAAAUCACUGGCCUGAUGCCCCAUCAACGGAGGAGGACGGGGAGGGGAAGAAAGCUGCAAUUCUCAGCAUGGCUCCAUUGAAAUGGGGGGGGGGGGGCUCUUCCACACACACACACACACACACACACACCUGCCCGGAGGUGAGGCUGAAAGCCCCUCCUCCUGCCUGCCUGCCUGCCUGCCCAUCCCUUCCUCUGGCUUUAGAUUCAGCUCAGCACUGAAGCUCCCACAAAGACGUCCCCUGCUGAGCUGUCCCUCUGUUCAAAGGCCUUUUAAUUCCUCUUUUACCUGCCACAGGUGGGGCCCUGGGCACCUGCCAAGGCUUUGGCUUCCCUUCCCCUGAACAGCCAGCCAAGGUCUCCAGAUUCCCCACCUGGGAUUGCAGCUCCCCAGUGUUUCUUGGGGAGGGGAAAAAGGAUAAAAA
Messenger RNA from Thamnophis elegans (Western terrestrial garter snake), 4539 nucleotides. It is a transcript of the gene UBXN10, whose product is annotated as UBX domain protein 10. NCBI's taxonomy places the organism in Eukaryota, Metazoa, Chordata, Lepidosauria, Squamata, Natricidae. The coding region runs from base 214 to 1077 and encodes 287 amino acids. The record is from RefSeq and is a predicted model, not a curated record. Gene Ontology annotation, molecular function: protein binding. The transcript is spliced from 3 exons.